Molecule: messenger RNA, 1617 nt
Organism: Fusarium pseudograminearum CS3096
Lineage: Eukaryota; Fungi; Ascomycota; Sordariomycetes; Hypocreales; Nectriaceae
Exons: 6
Coding region: 1-1617 (538 amino acids)
Biological process (GO): carbohydrate transport; transmembrane transport
Cellular component (GO): membrane
Molecular function (GO): carbohydrate:proton symporter activity
Source: RefSeq, a predicted model, not a curated record
AUGAGCCGUUCAGCAGUCGACGUGUCAUCAAACACGCAAGAAGGUGAUUUCAACACCAUCGUUACCAACCUGGCCAAUCAAGACAAAGUGCCGUGGUAUCAGAAACGAAAUCUACGAAAUCUUUACUUCAUGCUGAUCCCGACAUGUAUGGGUAUUCAGAUGACAUCGGGGUUUCAUGCCCAAAUGAUCAAUGCUAUGCAAAUACUGCCAUCAUGGAUCAGUUACUUUGGCAAUCCUCAGGGAUCUCUCAAGGGCAUCAUUGCAGCUGCAUACCCUCUAGGUGCCAUUUUGUCACUACCCUUUAUACCUAUUAUCAAUGAUCGACUCGGAAGACGUUGGUCCAUCUUCAUAGGGUCAUUCAUUAUGGUUAUCGCAUCUUUAGUACAGGGAUUCGCUAAUUCUGUUGGGUCUUACAUUGCUGCACGUUUGAUACUUGGCUUCGGUCUCCCGUCAUGCUUAGUAUCAGGCUCCUCCCUAAUUGGAGAAUUAGGGUACCCAAAGGAACGUGCGGUUUUGACAUCGCUUUUCAGUGUUUCGCACUUUAUCGGUCAAAUUACCGCAGCCGGCAUUUGCUUCGCCACCAACGGCAUAUCGUCCGAUUGGGGUUGGCGAAUUCCUUCACUCCUCCAGAUCGCUCCCCCAAUGAUUCAGCUUUGCUUUGUCUUUUUCGUUCCUGAAAGCCCAAGAUGGCUAGUCGCCAGAGAUCGCAGUCAAGAGGCCCUACAGACACUAGUCAAGUUCCAUGCUGAGGGAAGGGAAUCCGACUUUGUCAAGGCAGAAAUGGCGCAGAUCCAGUCAACGUUACGCAUCGAGAUGCAAACCACAAAGAGAUCAUGGCUCGACCUUGGUGCGACUGCAGGCAUGCGAAGACGUUUGCUGACGACCUGCAUGUUGGGCCUGUUCACUCAGUGGUCUGGGUCGACUCUUAUCUCAUACUACCUCGGCGACCUGCUGCAGAUCAUCGGCAAGGAUUCUUCCCACUUCAAGCAGACUAUCAACGUCAGCUUGGCUUGCUGGAGUCUUGUAUGCUCGUUCGCAGCGUCCAUGCUCGUUCGUCGGUUCAAACGUCGACAUAUGUACCUAGCUUGUACCGCUAGUUUGCUCAUCUGCUUCUCCAGCUACACGAUAAGCAUGGAGAGGACAAUAACGGCAAAGGAGAACGGGGGAUCAAACGAUGCUGCUGGUGCGGCUAGUAUUUUCCUCUUAUUCGCUUAUUCGCCCUGCUAUUGUCUUGCACUAAAUACAGUUACAUACACAUAUCUUGUUGAGAUCUGGCCCUACGCAGAGCGGUCUCGUGGUAUAGCCAUUUUCCAGCUCUUUGCACGCUGUGCGGAGUUUUUUACUACCUUUGCCAAUCCAAUCGGUCUCAAAAACAUAAGUUGGCGGUAUUUUAUCGUCUACUGUUGCAUUCUUGCUUAUGAAGUCGUUUUUGUAUACUUCUUCUUCCCGGAGACUUCUGGUAAAACGCUUGAAGAAGCAACAUUCUUAUUUGAAGAUGAGAAGUCAUUGGCUGCAGAGACUAUAAUUGCAGUGGAGAACUCAACUGCUACGGAGCUCAUGUCGAGAGAAUCUCUAGAGCGCAGGCAGGCAGGAUCUGGCACGAAGCCAUCAACUUGA